Messenger RNA from Athene cunicularia (burrowing owl), 3778 nucleotides. It is a transcript of the gene RADIL, whose product is annotated as Rap associating with DIL domain. NCBI's taxonomy places the organism in Eukaryota, Metazoa, Chordata, Aves, Strigiformes, Strigidae. Gene Ontology annotation, molecular function: GTPase binding. Gene Ontology annotation, biological process: neural crest cell migration; substrate adhesion-dependent cell spreading. Gene Ontology annotation, cellular component: microtubule. The record is from RefSeq and is a predicted model, not a curated record. Bases 352 to 3393 code for a protein of 1013 amino acids. The transcript has 12 exons.
GGAUGGCGCGGAAGAGCACCCUUUCGGAAAUAAGCGGAGCCAGCUUGGGACUUGGAGCCUUGUCCCCAAACCUGUCCCCAAGCCCUGAGGGGUGCAGAGCCGGGACCCACGACACCCGGUCAAAGCCCUAGAGGGAGGCAGGGAAAACCCCCGCAGCAGCAUCCCUCGCCCUUGGCCCAGUUCUGCGGGUGAUGGCUGAGCUGCCCGAGCUGCCCCGUCCCCUGUCUGGCUCCUUCAUUAGUGGCAAACGUAAUGAGAGGCAGCAAGGAGACAGCACGUCUGGGAGCCCCUGCUCCCCAGCGCUGGAGGCACUGGGGGAACUGGAAAGGACUGGCAUGGCUCUUGUAGUUAAUGGCCACUUUGUCCCCAUUGAGUGUCUGGCUGUUCCAAUCUUUCUGGCAGAGUGACACUGGUGCUGCAGCCCUCCCGUUAGUACAGCUGGGGAAACUGAGGCACGGGGUGGUAAUGGGAGGAGGCUGGGGGGGGAGGAAGGGCAGGGAGUGGCUGCUCUCACCGGGGUCUCACCGUCCUCCCCUGGGCAGGGGGAUUAAGGCAUCGCUGCAGUCUGUGGGGAGAAAGUGGGAAGGAAAAGCAGCUGUGGGAAAGGAGGGGAUAGGAGGUGGAGGGUGGGCUCCUUCUGCCCAAAGCAGCCUCAUUUUGCUGCAUGCCCAAAGUUAUCGUGCCCAUUUAUUGGUGUGCCCUGUCCUGCUGUAUAUCACUGCUGUCCUGCUUGGCAGCAAAGAAAACAGAGAAAUGUGGCUCUGCUGUGCAAAGGUGCAGCCGGCGGGUGGGCGGCCGGGGGAUGGCGGGAGGCUGCAGCACCCACCGCACUGCAGGGAGGAGGGUCCCUUCUCCCCCUCCCCUCCCCGGUUCAUCCCGCGUCUCCCCUCUUGGCAGGACAGCUUGGUUUACCUGCUGAACCGCGAGCAGCACACGGUGGGCCAGAGGACGCAGGCAAGCAAGCCCAGCAUCAGCCUGUCGGCCCCUGACAUCUUGCCCCUGCACUGCACCAUCAGGAAGCUCCAACCUUCCCGGCAUCACUGGGAGGAGAAGCUGGUGCUGGAGCCCAUCGCCGGUGCCGGCAUCUCUGUCAACUUCGCCAAGGUGGCGCGGACGGUCGUGUUGCGGCACGGGGACCUCCUCUCCCUCGGUCUCUACUACCUGCUCCUCUACAAGGACCCCAUGAAGGCGCAGCCGCUGCCGGCACAGACCCUGCUGAGGCUGCGAGCCCUGCACCCCGCUGUCCCCGAGGGUCCCCCCGUCUGCGGGGCGUGCGGCAGCCUGCUCAAGGAGAGGGACCCUGCCACCAAAAAGCAGGGUCCCUUGCCCGCCGACGGCCCCAGGGUGCCCCGCAGAAAGCUGCUGCUGGAGUUUGAGCCGGCGGCUGAGGAUUUGCUCCUGCGGCGCAUCAUGACCCUGAUCGAACCGGGGGGGGAUGACCACAAGCUGACACCCGCCUUCCUGCUCUGUCUCUGCAUCCAGCACUCGGCCACCAGCUUCGAGCCGGGCGACUUCGGGCAGCUGCUGCUCAAAGCAGCCACAAUGAUCCAGAGGACAGUGUGGGAGCGGACGCGGGAGCUGGCUGAAAAGCAGUCCCAGCACCAGGACCCUGCUGCCUUGUCCCGCUUCACCAUCACAGACCUCCUCCCGGACCUGCAGCACAUCCUCUUCUGGAUGGCCAAUGCCAUCGAGGUCCUGUACUUCAUCCAGCAGAAAUCACCCACCUACAUCCAGAGCAUGGAGGAGGAGCUGGACGUCAGAGGCUCCAAGGAGUCUCUGUUCUCCUCGACCAUCACAGCCAGCGAGGAGGCGAUGACGGUGCUGGAGGAGGUGAUCAUGUACACCUUCCAACAGUGCGUCUACUACAUCUCUAAGUGUCUGUACGUGUCACUCCCUGCCCUGCUGGAGUGCAACCCCUUCCAGAACGAGUGCCGGGAGAGCUGGCGAGCAUCCCCGCCGCUGCCCGAGGAGCUCCGCAGGGUUGUGCUCAUCUACCAGGCGGUGCUGGACCUGCUCCGCCAGUACGAAGUGCACCCGGAGAUCACCUCUCAGAUGUUCGCCUACCUCUUCUUCUUCUCCAACACGCUGCUCUUCAACCAGCUCCUAGAUAAGGGCUCCUCUCUCAGCUGCUUCCACUGGUCACAGGGGGUGAAGCUGCGGGCCAGCGUGCGGCUGCUCCUGGAGUGGCUGCGUGGUGCUGGCUUUGAGCAGCUCGCCCAGCAGUUCUUCGCCAAACUUGCCAGUGUGGCCAACCUGCUGGCCAUGCCUGGCUCCCAGCUGAUGCAGAUGACCUGGCCGUCCCUGCGAGCUGAGUUCCCGGCGCUGAGCCCUGCGCAGCUCCACCGGGUGCUGAGCCAGUGCCAGGCGGUGAUGGAUGUGGGCUGCAUCACGGCGUGGCAGCCUGGUGAGGAGGAGAGCCCGGCCGCCUUCCAGCCCGAUGAGGUGCUGGAGUCCUUCGACAAUCACCCACCCAUCAUCCUGCCCAGUGGGGGCUUCAAAGUGGACCUGGAGGUGGAGGCACUGGAUGACAACAUCUACCGGCACCUCCUUUACAUCCGCCACUUCCUCUGGAGCCUGCAGAGCAAGAGCCCCUACGCCAGUGAGGGGCCAGGCUCAGCACCCCCAAAGAAAGAGGCAUGCACGACGCCAGAUGUCCUGGAGGUGAGCGAGAGCCUGGCUGCUGCCAUCACCCAGGAGGACUACUGUUCCUUGGGGGGCUGCGCCGAGCCAGAGGGGAGCCCCCCACUCUGCCUGGCCAACGGCUGCCCCUGCGAGCACCCCGCCAGCGAGCCCCAGCUCCAGGAGAAGCUCAAGCAGCUGCAGCUGGGCAGGGGUCUGGCCCCCAAGGCCAGCACUGCCCCCACAGACCCCUCCUGCCUGCUGACGCCACCUACCACCCCCCUGAAUUUCGACUCCGGGAGCCUGGAGUCCCCACAAGGCACCAGCAAAGGGCUGCAGGACCCCCGGCGGAAUGGGAUGAACGGCACCAAAGGCAGCACCCCUGAAGGAUGCUCACCGACUCCCUAUGACUACCCCACACCAGAGUCUUCCAGCCGCAGCUCUGCCACCGAUGACUUCUGCUACGUCUUCGUGGUGGAGCUAGAGAGAGGACCCAUCGGGCUGGGGAUGGGGCUGAUCGAUGGCUUGCACACUCUUCUCUGCUCCCCGGGCAUCUACAUCCGCACGCUGAUUGAGGACAGCCCCGCGGCCGCCGACGGCAGGCUCUCCAUUGGGGACCGCAUCCUGGCUGUCAACGGCACCAGUCUCAUCGGGGCAGACUACCAAAGUGCGGUGGACCUCAUCCGCUCCGGAGGGAAGAAGCUGCGGUUUCUGGUUGCCAAGUCGGACAUGGAAAUAGCCAAAAAAAUCAGUUCCAGCUCCUCUUCCUCCUAGUCCUUGUGGUAGGAGGGUCCUUCUGCAGCACCUUGUGGGUGCAGCUCUGGUUAAGGCUGACCUCGGGGAGCCUGGAGUGCAAGAGGGAGGACCAGGACUCCACAACUGCCCUCAAUUCGCUUUUUGACACCUUGCCCCUGCGCUGCAGCGGAUGAAAGGACAUGGACAUGCAAGGGUGGUGCACGCUUCCCCCACUGCAUGGGCUGGGAGCAUCAUUCCUGAUCCAUUGCCUGGCCUCACCUUAUACCAUGUGUCAUCCUUCUCAGGAGCUUUCCUGGUCCUUUGCUCCCUCUGGCAGGGGGUAGGAAGGGGAUGCUCCCCCCGAGGGGACUGCAGGCAGGCUCCUCUGUUCCUCCAUGCUGGCAGCCCCACAUGAUCUUUCAUG